Molecule: messenger RNA, 802 nt
Organism: Acromyrmex echinatior (Panamanian leafcutter ant)
Lineage: Eukaryota; Metazoa; Arthropoda; Insecta; Hymenoptera; Formicidae
Product: sulfotransferase 1E1-like
Molecular function (GO): sulfotransferase activity
Source: RefSeq, a predicted model, not a curated record
AUGCCGCCAACUGAAAAUCAUAGGGAUGACAUGAUGGAAGAAACCAAACCCAGGUGUGCUCGUUCUCGAGACGAAUUUUACCACAUAUCCCCGUAUUGGGAACAUCUAAAGGAAGCCUGGAAUUUAAGAAAUUCAAAAAAUCUUUUAUUCUUAUUUUAUGAGGAGGUAAUAAACGAUUUUCCAAAAGCAAUUAAGAAAGUAGCAAAAUUUUUGGAUAAAACAUACACUGACGAAGAAAUUAACAAAGUGACAAAUCAUCUCAAUAUCAAAAAUUUUCGAAACAAUCCGAUGGUGAAUUUCUCUGAGUUGAAGGAUUGUGGAAUUAUUAAGGACAAUUCUUUUAUUAGAAAAGGAGGAAACGGGAACUGGCAAGACAUUUUCACUCCAGAAUUAGAGGGAAAGAUAGAGAAAUGGAUCGAAGAAAAUCUUAAAGAUACUGAUCUACGUUUCCCGUCUUUCAACAAUAACAAUUGAAAAUAAUCAAAAAAUGGAAAAGAUUUCUUGAGUACAGCUUGAUUAUUUUUAAUGAACAUAUUUUUCAAUUUUAUGCAUUUAAACAAAAUGAUUACACAGAGAGCACGUAAAAACUGCUAGAUAGCAAAGCUCGUCAUUUUGACAUCAAUUUAAAUCAUGUUUGUAAAAAUGAUGUCAAGGGACUCAAAAGUGAACAUAGGUUUUAUUCGACGGCAUUUCAUAUAUAACGUCAUUUCGUGACAUCACUCCGUAACGUCAUAUUGACAUGAUAAGUCACUAGUUGAGUAUAAUAUAAUGAUCAGUAAAGGAUCAAGGUAUAACGUCAAAA